Molecule: messenger RNA, 1449 nt
Organism: Nyctereutes procyonoides (raccoon dog)
Lineage: Eukaryota; Metazoa; Chordata; Mammalia; Carnivora; Canidae
Product: ferroptosis suppressor protein 1-like
Biological process (GO): apoptotic mitochondrial changes; positive regulation of apoptotic process
Cellular component (GO): mitochondrion; cytoplasm
Molecular function (GO): flavin adenine dinucleotide binding; electron-transferring-flavoprotein dehydrogenase activity
Source: RefSeq, a predicted model, not a curated record
UUAGUAGCUUUAAUUAUUCUCCUUUAUCCUGUUAGCCUUUGUCUAGUCGUAGAGAUCGACGUGCAGAAUCAGAUGGUGCUGCUGGAGGAUGGUGAGGCCCUGCCCUUCUCCCAUCUUUUCCUGGCCACUGGCAGCACCGGGCUCUUCCCGGGCAAGUUUAACCAGGUUUCCAGCCGGGAGCUGGCUAUCCAGGCCUUUGAGGACAUGGUGAAGCAGGUCCAGCGCUCACAGUCCGUGGUGGUGGUGGGAGGCGGCUCUGCCGGCGUGAAGAUGGCAGCGGAGGUUAAGACGGAAUUCCCCGAAAAAGAGGUCACUCUCAUCCACUCCCAAGUGGCCCUUGCCGACAAGGAGCUCCUGCCCUGUGUCCGGCAGGAAGCGAAGGACAUUCUGCUCCGGAAAGGCAUGCAGCUGCUGCUGAGUGAGCGGGUGAGCAACCUGGAGGACCUGCCUCUUAACAAGUAUCGAGAGCGCAUCCAAGUGCACACGGACAAAGGCACGGAGGUGGCCACCAACUUGGUGAUCGUCUGCAACGGCAUUAAAGUCAACAGCUCUGCCUACCACAGUGCAUUUGAUGGUCCUGCCAGCAAUGGCGCUCUGAGAGUGAACGAGUACCUCCAGGUGGAGGGCUACAGUCACAUCUACACCAUUGGCAACUGUGCGGACGUGAAGGAGCCCAAGAUGGCCUAUCACGCCGACCUCCAUGCCAGCGUCACUGUGGCCAACAUUGUCAACUCCAGGAAACAGAGGCCCCUCAAGGCCUAUAAGCCAGGUGCGCUGACGUUCCUCCUGGCCAUGGGGAGAAAUAACGGCGUGGGCCAGAUCAGUGGCUUCUAUGUGGGGUGGCUCAUGGUGUGGCUGGCCAAGAGCCGGGACCUGUUCGUCUCCUCUAGCUGGAAGACCAUGCGACAGUCUCCACCUUGAAGUGGAGCUGGGCGGGAGACAGGAUGGCUGCCCCACUGGAGGCCUCACCCAGGACUCCCUUCCUGUGAACCAAGGCCAACCAGGCUCCCCUUCUGGAAACAGGACCUGCUGCCACUCGAGAGGCGCAGGCUGUUCCGUGCUGUCUGACCUUGGGGCCUAGCAGGGUAGGAGGCUCAGCCCGUUGUUCUGUUUGUAACGUUUUACAAGCGUCCAUCCAUGGGGACACAGUUCUCCAAACUGAGGAAAUUGUUGCAAUAAAAGACUAUAUUGUAAGGAAAAAAAAAGUGUUGAACCAGCUUUGCUUCCCGGGGAUAAAUCCCACUUGGUCAUGGUGAAUAAUCUUCUUAAUAUAUUGUUGGAUCCUAUUGGCUAGUAUCUUGUUGAGAAUUUUUACAUCCAUGUUUAUCAGGGAUAUUGGUCUGUAAUUCUCCUUUUUGGUGGGGUCUUUGUCUGGUUUUGGAAUUAAGGUGAUGCUGGCCUCAUAGAAUGAAUUUGGAAGUACUCCAUCUCUUUCUACUUUCCAAACAG